Scylla paramamosain (green mud crab) is the source of this 2794-nucleotide messenger RNA. RefSeq lists its product as uncharacterized. The record is from RefSeq and is a predicted model, not a curated record. Bases 452 to 2203 code for a protein of 583 amino acids. Gene Ontology annotation, molecular function: zinc ion binding; nucleic acid binding. The transcript has 2 exons. Lineage: Eukaryota; Metazoa; Arthropoda; Malacostraca; Decapoda; Portunidae.
GUGUCGAAUAUUAUAUAGUCAUUAGUAUAUUUGGCUUCCGUUUAGCUUAGUUAGGCCUUAGAUAGAAUCAGCUGACGCCGUUUUCCUUUCAGGUUCCAACAUUUCUUCAGCUUUGGUAUUGACAUUUAUUGUACCAUUUAUAAUGUCUUAAGUGAGUAUUUCUAGGGGUAAAAGGACAUUGUUAUAUUUAUUUCUGUAUUUUGGGUAAACACAUGAAGCUGAUGUGAACUGUAGCACAACAUGAUGUUGUGCGGGUUUUGUGAAGUGUUGAGAGAGACAUUAGAAGCGCACUACACAGACGGGUUGUCUUUUUCUUGGCCUUCUCUUUUCAAGAUUCCUAGCAAGGAAAUGUCCCAUUUCGACAUUUUGGUGCCCAGACCCGGGACACACAGUCCCCAAGGACUGCUACAUUAACAAGUUAAGUGUCUCCAGCCCUGCAUUUUAGAAGAAGAUGGAGAAGUUAGAGAAGGCCCGAGCAGCUUGUCAAGGAUGGCUGUCAAGAGUGUGUGUCAAGAUGGACAGACUCCUAGCCAAGAGCCCCCCAGCAACCUCCAGUGAGUUAGUAGAAGUUCUGGAAGAGUUUGAUAAGAGGCUUAACAAGUUAGAAGAAGUGCAGUCAGAGAUAGAAUUGGAGAUAAGUCCUGAGGCACUAGAGGAGUACUUGGACAAGGCAGAUGCAGUCAGACAGCAAGCCAGGCAGAAGAGAUUGUUGUGUGCUGACAAGCUUAAGAAACUGGCUGAGGGUGAUAAGGACAAGUCGGAUUCUUCAAGUACCACAGCCCCUCUCCAUGCAAAACUUCCCAAGCUAGAACUACCUAGAUUUGACGGUGACCUGAAGCAGUGGCAGAGUUUUUGGGAACAGUUCUCCUCACACAUAGACGACACUGAGCUGCCCACCAUUAGUAAGCUAACCUAUCUACUGUCACUACUAGACGGCACUGCUAAGGACGUGGUGGAAGGAGUGCCGCACACCUGCGCCAGCUACAAGACCGUCGUCGACCUGCUGAAGCAACGGUUUGGCAAGUCGGAGUGCAUCAUCCACGCCCACGUCCAGGCUCUCCUUGAUCUACAAGUUCCGGUCCACCAAGGCAAGACCUACAUCCUACAGCUGUGGAGACUUCGGGACGAGGUGGUCAAGCACACGAGGAGUCUAGAAGCCCAAGGAGUUACAGGCAAGCAAUGUGAAGUGCUACUAACCCCCAUGAUUGUUUCCAGACUGCCCACAGAGUUAAGGUUAAACUGGUCAAGGGAUUGUAGUGGACAUGAAAGUGAUCUUGAGUGGCUUCUUAGUUGGCUUCAAAGGGAGAUUGAAGUGAUAGAAAGGAGUGAAAUGUAUAAGGGCAAUGUUAAGAGUUUAGAAGGAAGGAAGGGUAGUAAGGAUAGUAAAGAAGUACAUAAGGGAAACAAGGAAAAAUUGUUCACAGCCUCGGCUUUACAUGUGACUUCCCCGCCUGAAAGAUCAGAUUGUGUGUUUUGUAGUAAGAGAAACCACAAGUCUGAGAAGUGCUACAAGUUUCUGGUGUUGGAUGGGCAGCAGAGGUUUGACAAGAUAAGGGAAUUGGGUGUGUGUUUUAGAUGUUUAAAUAGUGGUCAUAAGUCUAGAAGUUGUAAGGCCAAAUGUUCCAAGUGUCGUGGUGACCACAAUAGUACCAUGUGUGGUGUUAAGUUGAGUGUGGUCCCUAAGGCCGAAGUAGAGGAGAGUAAACAGACGGGCACCCAAACCCUUGCGAUGUUGUCAGGCCACUACAGGAACAAGACUGUGUUACAAACAGCUAAGGUAAAGGUAGUGAACCAUAAGGGGGAUAUUGUUACUGCAAGGCUGAUGUUUGACAAUGGCUGUGAUAGGUCAUAUGUUACCAAUAAGUUUGUAGGAAGAUGUAAACCUGAAUGGGUCACCAAUACAGAAGUCCCUUAUAGUUCCUUUGGUGGCCAUAGCUCAAGCAAGUGUGUACAAAGUAGUCUAUACAAGUUGAAGCUUUUAGAUGAUAAGGGUGAUUUGUUUUCCCUUGUGUUGGCAGGCAUUCCCAUUAUAUGUGAACCGCUAAUUAGGCCAGUAGUACCAGAACACAUUUUAAGUGCCUUUAAUCAUUUAAAGUUUGCAGAUGACUUUGACCAUAGUUCUCCUUUAGACUUAGAUAUCCUUAUUGGUCUGGACUACUACUGGAGCCUAGUAACGCCUAGUGAUGCAGUUCAAUGGGGCUGAUAGUGAAGUAGAGGCAGUAAGGAAGUACACCACAGCCUACAACAUUAUGUCUGAAGCCAACAUGUCUCUUGAGAAGCUUGUAUCCAAUAGUUUAGUAAUUGCAUCAAAAUGUAAUGACAAGGUUCACUGUGUACAGGACGAUGAAAUUAACAGUGUACUAGGUUUGAAGUGGUCUAAGGACAGUGAUGUUUUUUCUUAUUGUGGUCUAGACCUGGAUUUCCCUUUGGAAUUAGCAUGUACCAAGAGGACAGUAUUAAGUUUAAUAGCUAAGAUUUUUGAUCCAUGUGGAUUUAUCAGCCCAUUUACCAUGUAUGCUAAGAUACUUUUCCAAGAUAUUUGGAAGUCAGGUGUGUCCUGGGAUGACAAGUUGUCACAAGAUUUAGAAGUAAGAUUUGAAAAAUGGGUAAGGAGUACCAGACAUUUGAGUCCAUUAGUUAUAGGUAGACAUUAUUUUCCCCAUGUACCUUGGAAAAGUAUUGAGUUUAUUGAGAUUCAUGGGUUUGGGGAUGCCUCGGAAAAAGGUUAUGGGGCGUGUGUAUACCUAAGGCUAUGUCUUGACAGUGCAUGUAACACUUCAUUGGUUGUAUCCAA